GAGAACACACGCCGAGCAGCGCAACAAUAAGAAAGUAAAAGAAAAAACAUUCGACACGCGAGCCGAAGGAAAGAACAAUCGAGAUAUUUAGUCGAGUCAAGAAUCGAUUCGACGGUUGAGUUCUAUGAUUUGAAUGUAGAAUGUGUCGGUGUGCACGAGUGAUGUACAGACGCGCGCGAUGUUGAUGUGGUCAGUAUGAGCCGGGCGUGAGACUUGGACGGAUGCACCCCACGGGCGCGGCCAGCCUGCCCGCCGCACCAGAGGCGGAGGUGCAAGCUAUGCACUCGAUGGACUGGCUCUUCAAGAAAGAGAGAAUUUAUUUACUAGCGCAGUUCUGGCAACAGGUAAAUUAAGUUCCCGUUUCUGAAACUACAGUACGUUAAGAUGCUGUGUCUCUAUCAGCGAGCCACACUGGCCGAGAAAGAAGUGACCACGUUGAAAGAACAACUGGCCACCACCAGCCCGACCCCCCUCCAGGCCACAGUCCCUAAAACCAAUGGCUCCCACAUAGAACCCACCAGGGACCAAGCCACGGAGACGAGGAUCGACAGGUUCAGUCCUGACAUCAAAGAAGAGAAGCAAGACGUUGAUGACGACGUAGAACAGAAGAUGGAGAUGGCAGCCACUGGGAGAAGUAACAGCAACUCCUCCAGGAGUAGUCCCGUGGUCCACCAGCCAGGGAAUCUGGAGGUAGAACUUGCUGCUAAAGAGAAAGAGAUCGCCCAACUAGUAGAUGACGUGCGCCGUCUCCAGGCAUCGCUGACAGCGCUGCAGGAAGCCCAUGCUCAGCAGCUGCAGCGGCUAGAAGAGCGGCUGGACGAGAAGAAACAGCACAUUGCCAGGCUGGAAGCGAGGCUCGACACACAGAGGGACUAUGAUGAUAUCAAGAGAGAAAUCAGCAUGCUCCGAGCCCUCGACCUGGGUGGCGGGGAGCGGUCUCUAGACCGCAAGCCUGAGCUGCGCUCGCCGAGCACCGCGCCCUCGCUGCGGGACCACUCGGCCGAGCGCGAGCGGAGCGCCGAGCGCCGGGACACAGGUGUGGAGGAGUGGCCCAGCACGCCGCCGCCGCUCAACAACAACACCACGCACCACAACAACAACGGGCCCACGCCGCUGCCGCUGCCCCCGCCGAGCCCCUUCCGCUUCGAGGAGCACCGCACCUACAGGUUCGCCGAGGACAUGGGUCCGCUCCCGCCAGGAGCUCUCGUGGGACGACUCGGCGACUCCCUCAUCCCCAAAGGCGACCCUAUGGAGGCGCGACUACAAGAGAUGCUCAGAUACAACAUCGACAAAUACGCCAACACCAACUUGGACACGCUGCACAUAAGCCGGAGAGUGCGAGAGCUGCUGUCGGUGCACAACAUUGGCCAGAGACUGUUUGCCAAGUACGUGUUGGGGCUGUCGCAGGGCACGGUGUCGGAACUGCUGUCGAAGCCGAAGCCGUGGGACAAGCUGACGGAGAAGGGCCGCGACUCGUACAGCAAGAUGCACGCGUGGGCCUGCGACGAGGCCGCCAUCAUGCUGCUCAAGUCACUGAUCCCUAAAAAAGGUAUUUUCUAUACACAUUCAUUCACGUCUGAUUAGAUAUUAUUGCGGAAU
Molecule: messenger RNA, 1599 nt
Organism: Spodoptera frugiperda (fall armyworm)
Lineage: Eukaryota; Metazoa; Arthropoda; Insecta; Lepidoptera; Noctuidae
Product: homeobox protein cut
Exons: 8
Coding region: 385-1584 (399 amino acids)
Molecular function (GO): DNA binding
Source: RefSeq, a predicted model, not a curated record